This is a messenger RNA of Salmo salar (Atlantic salmon), 2019 nucleotides long. Its product is annotated as kazal-type serine protease inhibitor domain-containing protein 1. Gene Ontology annotation, biological process: regulation of signal transduction; regulation of cell growth. Gene Ontology annotation, cellular component: extracellular region. NCBI's taxonomy places the organism in Eukaryota, Metazoa, Chordata, Actinopteri, Salmoniformes, Salmonidae. The record is from RefSeq and is a predicted model, not a curated record. Gene Ontology annotation, molecular function: insulin-like growth factor binding.
GAUGAUAAAAUCGAAAGGAUGUUAUCAUAAAUGGACAUUUACGUGCCAUCUUAACGUAGAUACAUGUUUCAGUGUGUAUGGGAGAUGACUUAUGGUCUGUGCAGAUGACAGAUUUGUAGGAGAGGAGGCAUCCCCACAUCAAUGCCUAUAUGAAAUAGACAUUGAGGGGCAUUCUUUUAUAUGUUGUGGCAUUUUUGAAACUCUUGCACCAUUCCUGUCCUGCCGAGGAACACUGGCACAUGAAGAAAGGCAGUCAUUGUGACGGAGGAGAGAAGAGGGGAGAAGAGAGAAGUAUUCGGUGGGUACAAUUUCCUCACACCUCCUCAUUUGCGUGCAGAAUUGAAUCGCUUUCUCUAAAACUGGAGAAACACAAACGGGGAGACACUAUUUGAGAAAGGUGAACAAAAGAAGAAGGCAUUUGGAACAAACACAGAAAUUCAACAAUCCAGAGGAGGACCAACCCAACGUGGCACUGGAGACAGAAGGGAACAUUUAUUAUAUUACUUCAGCUCAGAGAAGAACAACACAGCCACAGGCUUUUACACGAUAACAGCCAGAUCAACAUUCUCCAGCUUUGGACCGAGCCAGGGGUUUGGGUUCUACAUAAACGAGACAUUUGCAGUUUGGUGCUGGUUUGGGGUUCUGCAGUGUCUCCUCUCUCUGUAAGUUUCCAAGGAGAAAUUGCUCUGACAGUGACUGACUUAGAGAGCAUUUGUGCUUGUGUGUUUGUUGUGGGAAGCACAUACCAUGGCCUGGGCUGGGGUGUGGUUGUGUAUGUGUGUUGGUGUGAGUGUAUCUGUCCAUCUGACCCUUGGGGUGCCCCCCCAGCACCGCGGCUGGCUGCGUCUAUGGGAGGAGGGCGAGGGCUGUGGGGAGUGUGAGAGGGAGCGCUGCCCUCUGGCGCCCUCUAACUGUCCAGCAGGGCAAGUGCAGGACAGCUGUGGCUGCUGUGAGCAGUGUGGCAACGUGGAGGGGCAGCAGUGUGACCCGGAUGGGGCGCAGGAGUUCUAUGGGCGCUGUGGAGAGGGGCUGGUCUGCCAGAGGAGAACCAGGAGAGGACGGAGGGGCCGCGGGAGGGGUGAACCAGAACCUAAGUGUGUGUGUGAGGCACAGGGCUCUGUGUGUGGCUCUGAUGGACGCACCUAUCCCAACCUGUGUCAGCUGAGAGAGGCAGCCAGUCGGAAAGGAACCACUCUGAGGCUUACUGGACAGGGACCAUGCUACUCUGCUCCUCGUAUCUCCAGAGCCCCCAGAGACCUGUCCAACUACACUGGACAUGACAUUGUGUUUGGCUGUGAGGUCUCUGCCUUCCCUCUGCCCAACCUCAGUUGGAGGAAGAAGGGCAGUGACAACUUCCUGCCAGGGGACGAUCCACACAUCUCUGUCCAGACUCCGCCCUCCCUCUCCUCCUCCCAGGCUCGAGGUGGCCCCCAGAGGUACACAGUCUCUACCUGGCUGCAGAUACAGAAUCUUCACCUCUCAGACGCAGGGAUCUACUCCUGCAUCUCCCACAAUGCACUGGGGGAGACGUCUGCGUCCGCCCGUCUCACGGUGCUCAGACAGGAGCUGAGGGUUCUGAAAGGCCGUCUGAAUGAAGAGGAUGAAGAGGAGUAUUACUAUGACGACACUGAGGAAGGGAGCGAUGAUGGGCAGACAGAAUCUGGAGACUACCUGGGAUGAACUGUGGGUCUAUAUAACAACAACAGUGUUUAACUUACAGAAAAUGAACAAACUGACCAAAGGAGAGGUAUUUGGAGAAGCAAGAGCAUGUCGUCUGAGCAUGACGUUUGUUAACAAAAUAUCCUCAUAUGUAGAAUACCACAUAUCAAUAGACUAGUUUUUCUAUUAGCGUAUCAUACUAUGGCACGCAUUAUCAUAGCACGAACACAAUAAAACACUGUUGUUAACUUUUUGUAUGCAACUUUUUGUAUGCAACUUGUUUUCCAUUUGCAUUCUGCAUGUUGUUCUGAAUCACAGCAGCAGAGGGUGCUAUGCCCAUGCAUUAAAUUCUUACUGGGG